Molecule: messenger RNA, 5893 nt
Organism: Pristis pectinata (smalltooth sawfish)
Lineage: Eukaryota; Metazoa; Chordata; Chondrichthyes; Rhinopristiformes; Pristidae
Product: transmembrane protein 80-like
Exons: 6
Coding region: 318-764 (148 amino acids)
Biological process (GO): non-motile cilium assembly
Cellular component (GO): ciliary transition zone
Source: RefSeq, a predicted model, not a curated record
UGGGAAAAUGGAGUUGCUGAAAGUAUCAGCACGCUUGGGAAUUUUUGUACUUUGGUGGCCAGAAACCCGUGAGGUCAUGGACUCCAGAUGCAGUAACUAAAAUCCGAUACAGAAGGGGAUUAAUUUUGGAACGUGGGGUCUUCAGUAUUCAUCAGGAAAACAGUCGCCUGAAUUUAGGAAAGAGGGAGAGGCUCUACCUUCUGAGACCUGCAUACCAGUUCAAGGCUGCUACUUCGAAGAUUGUUUCUUGCUUCCCUUUAUCUAGUUGGUGCCCUCCGAGAACAGCAAUGUGAGUGGCACACAGUCUGUUUCAAAUCAUGAAGUCCAUCGGAGUCUUUUCACCUGCAGUGAAUGUGAAUUCUGCUGCUGUUCUUUCCUCCAUCCCUCUGCAGAUGAUUUACAAUUUCAAUAUAUUUUAUUAUGUUUUUUAUUUCCUUGCCACUUUCCUAAUGGUUAUCUACAAAAGUCAGGUUUUUAGUUUCCCAGAUGGUAAUCUGGCCCUUGAUUUGAUUCUUCUGAUUCUUAUGGUAAUUCUGGAAGUGAUAAGGCUAUACCAUGGUUUCAAAGGGAAUCUGACUGAAGAAGUAGUUCCAAUUGUAAUUAAUCUGGUUCUGACGAUUGGAAGUAUGUUGCUUUCCUUGUACUACUUGUUGUGGCAGACCUAUGUGCUGAAAGCAGAUGUAAUAAUCAAUGCAAUCCUUCUGGCAAUUUAUGGAUUGGAGGAAGUACUGGACGUAAUUGCUGUUUCAACUUUUGCAAGGUAAUUUGAUUGAUUUGCCUUGUAUCUAAUUUAAGUACAAACAUCAGUGAUACAGAUAUAUCACUCUAUAUAUCUGUGAUAAAUACAGAUUAUCACAAUGAUAAUUAUCAAUAUUGAUAAUUAUAACUUGUUCAUCUUUGCUCCAAGGAUACAUUAUUUGGAAGUUUUAAAAAUCUAUUGAAACCUCUAACUAUUGGCUAAUUUAGGAAUAAUUGAACCAUUCCUACGAGUUCAUUUCUUCUCAGUAAAGUUUAUAUCAUUGGUGGCAUGUGAUUUAUGAUUGGCAUGAGUUAGAUUUCCUACCACUGAUCAUAAUCCAAUGAUUCCAGUUGGAACUCUCAUGUAGUUAAAUAACUUGCAAUAUUUUUAAAAUACAGUACAAUUUUUUAUGUGUUUUGUCCUGUAAUUAGGAUAUGUAAAGCCUUAUUUUGAGCAUCUGACAAGAGCAUCUUAUGUGAAAAUCUUAAUGCUGCUAUGAAAUAUAGAAACAAAGAAAAGUACAGUGCAGGAACAGGUCCUUUGGCCCACUACAUGGUGCCAAAUCAAACUAAUCCCAUCUGACUGCACAUGGUCUGUAUCCCUCUAUUCCCUGCCUGUUUACGUGUCUCUCUAGGUGCCCCAUAAACAUUGCUAUCCUAUCUGCUUCUACUACCAUCCCUGGCAGUACAUUCUUGGCACCUAGCAUUCUCUGUGUAAAUAAAAAACUUUCCUCACAAAUCUCCUUUAAAUUUUCCCCCUCUCUCCUUAAAUCUUUGCCUUCUAGUGUUUGAUAUUUCCACCCUGGGGAAAAAGACUCUGACCACCUACCCUACCUAUGCCUCUCAUAAUUUUAUAUACUUCUAUCAGGUCACUUCUCGGCCUCUGAGGCUCCUGAGAAAACGAUCCAAGUUCGUCCAACCUCUCCUUAUAGCUAAUACACUCCAAUCCAGACAAUCCAUCCUGGUGAACGUCUUCUGAAAUCUUUUCCAAAGCCUCCACAUCCUUCCUAUAGUGUGGCAACCAGUACUGCACACAAUACUCUAAAUGUGGCCUAACUGAAGUAUAAUACAGCUCCAACAUGACUUUCCAAAUUUAAUGCCCUGACUGAUGAAGGCAAGCAUGCUAUAUAUCUUUACCACCCUAUCCAAUUGUGUUGCCACUUUCAGGUAGCUAUGGACUUGCACCCCAAGAUUCCUCUGUACAUCAAUGCUCUUAAGGGUCCGGCCAUUUAAUGUAUACUUUCCUCUUGCAUUUGACCUCCUAAAAUGUACCACCUCACAUUUGUCCGGAUUGAACUCCAUCUACCAUUUCUCCGCCCAACGUUCCAGUGUAUCUCUAUCCUGUUCUAUCCUUUGACAAUCACUAUCCAUCAAUUUUUGUAUCAUCUGCCAACGUACUAAUCGUACCACCUACAUUUUCAUCCAAAUCCUUAAUACAAACAACAGCGGCCCGGCACUGAUCCUUAAAGAACAUCACUGCUCACAGACCCCCCAGUCAGAGAAAAACACCCCUCUACCACUACUCUCUUGUCUUCUAUGACCAAAGCAAUUUUGGAUCCAAUUUACCAACUUGCCAUGCAUCCCAUGUGACUUAAUCUUCUGGACCAGUAUACCAUGAGGAACCUUGUCAGAUGCUUUACUGAAGUCCACGUAGACAACAUCCAUUGCACAACACCCUCAAUCAUCUUUGUCACUGCUUCAAAAAGACUCUAUCAAAUUUGUAAGACAGGACCUCCUCUGCACAAAGCCUAUCGAUAAUAAGUCCGUGCUUUUCAAAAUGUGAGUAGAUCUUUUCCCAAAAAAUAUUCUCUAAUAAUUUCCCUACCACUGAUCUAAGGCUCACCGGUCUAUAAUUUCCUGGUCUGUCUCUGUUUCCCUUCUUAAAUAAAGGAACAACAUUGGCUAUUCUCCAGUCUUCUAGCACCUUGCCCAUGGCUAAAAAGGAUACAAAGAUCUCCGCCAAGGCCCCAGCAAUCUCCUCCCUUGAUUCCCUUAGUGUCCUCGAUAACCCAUCAAGCAUUCCUGUCAGCUUUGAGAUGAAACGUCUGCCAGAAGUAUGCAACAGGCCCAGAAUCAUGCAUCCUCUACUAUACUUUUGGUUUCUCACAACAGCCAUUGUUGGCAUCUUGAAAAGUGAAACGUACUAAUUUUUACUGAAUUAAGCAGAACUGUGGUGGGGACCUGUCUCCAAGGAAUUGAAUUAUGACCACAUGAACUUAUUUCACAUUGAACCGAUUGCCAAUAGAAAGUCAUUCUUUGGCAACUCAUCCCAGAGAGUAACUUGUGCUCAGUGAACCAAUAAUCACAGUCUUGGGCAAGGUAAUGGAGUUAUCUAGCAGAGAGAGCAAAUUGGUUUUAAAAAAAACUAUUAACUAUUAAAAAGUAGGUGAUUCAAAUUUAGGCACUGAUCCUAGUACACACUCACUGCCAUUAGGUUGAUCCGUAGAGCAACUGCCCGCAGUGCGGAAGUUGGGAACAUGCCAGAGGUCUGAUGCAUGGAUAUCUGACCUUGUGUCCUGCUCCUGGCCUCGUUCCCAUGCACAGUCUGUAAAAUGAUGAGCUGAGGGUCUGGAUACACUUCUUAUCUGGCCCUUUAGCUUUACACCAGCUAUAGCUGGUGUAUCUACUGUUACCCUAUUCAUUUAAAUUCUGACCUUUAGAAGGAAAUGGAAAUUUCUGAGAAGGAUAUGUUGAGGAUCUCAAAGAUGCUUCAGCUUAUGUUUUGUCAUAAUAAAAACAUUUUUUUACACAUGAAUUACAUUCUGGCAAAACUAUAUUUUGUCACUUGAAUGAGGUCAGAAACCUUAAUUUACAAGAAAUUUAAUAAGAUUUCUCUAUUUAUUUUAAUGUAUCUUGUUUUUAAUCACAGCAUUUUCAUAUGGUUGUAAAUGUUAUAAGAUUUAAAUUUUUUUGGUAAUUUUUCAAAUAUUUCUGAUUUAACAUUUGCUGCAGAAACAGCAUGUAGCAACUGUGAGGCAUGGGCUGGGAUCAGCUUGAUCUAGCUCAUUGUCCUUUUACUGUUGGAAUCUAGAUUUGAAUUAAAUGUGUUUAUUAUUGUGCCUCAAGAAUGCUGCCAAGCACGAAGAGCAGAAAAUGUUUAAAAAUCUAAAUAAAUGAUUGCACACAUUGACUUUAGGCUAGAAGGAAUUGUUAUUCCGUGCCUGUAACUAGAUUCACUUUUAAAUUGGUAGUGCUUUGAAAAGUUAGCAUGUUAUAGCAUUUAUCUUUAUUUUGUCCAGGAUCUACACAUGAUAUGACUGGAAUGAUGCAGCAUUCAUUUGGUUUAUCUACCAUUCCCAUCUCCUGGACGACUUUGCAGUUUGUGUCAAAGGGGAUCAAAAUUUUUUAUUAAAUAUUUUUUGUGGGGAUAUUAUGUAAAUAUUGGGUAAUUUUCCUGUUUUGUAUUUUUAUAUUUUCUAAUUAAUCUGAUGGCUGCCUCCAUGAGGAUCCACAAACUUCUCAGGCUACUGCUUUGCUUCUUUUCAUUCAACAUUAGGAAGUGCCACGGUCUAUCCUGUAUUAACUCUCAAAACUGUAUUCCUCUGCUGAGAGAUAAUGUCCUUCAUUCAGUGUUGUUCAGAUUGGAAGCCAAGUGGAAAGGAAGAUGAACCUACAUCCUAAAGCUUUGUCCUUUACACUGAAUGACAAAUUGUGUUGUCAAUGAUUGAGAACAAAAUUUUUAAUGUUAUUCUUUUGAAGGAAAUGGAACUUCUGAAGGGGUUAUAUUGUGUGCCUCUGAUGUUUCCAAUCACAAUUAGAAUCUAAUUUGUCAUAAUAAAAAUAUUUAUAUACAUGCAGAUUGCAUUCUGGCUGGUAGAUGUUAAGAUUAAUUUUUAUAGGUGUCAAUUAUUGAGACAUUGUGUGGGAUAUAGUAGCAAGACUUCUAUGUAUUAUUUGGCCACAAAGAGUAAUUUACAUUGAACUCUGUCACACAAGCACCAGCAAAGAUUGAAGUCUGGAUGCUGCAGCAAUGAUGUUCAUUUUGCUUUUGCAUGGAGCACAAAAGUUUGUGAGCAGUUUGCAAUCGGUCAGGAUUUUGAGAGCUGAUGGCAGGUCUGGUGUGCUGCAUCAGUAUCCAACAAAUAUUUAGUCAAAGUUAUGGCCAUCAAACUUCGAGGAUUCUUCUUGCAGCGUCUUUGAUCAUGUUCAUACCAGGUGCAAAAGGUACGCCUAUUUAUUGAACAACUGGAGUAAUGCAGAAAUUACCUUUACAGCAAGCUCCAGUUAAUGAGACAAUUUGCACAUCUUGAACUUGCAGAUGGAGGUACUGAAGCAAUUCACAUUGCCAGCUUAGCUGUCAUCAAGAAGCUUUCAAACUGUCUUACAACUUCAACCUGCACUUUUUUUGUCCUUGCUUGCCCUAGCCCAAAUGAAAGUAAUAGCAGUGGUGGACAAAUAGAAAACUUGUACAUUAUACUUUAACAGUAAAUGAACACUAGCAAUUCAGUUCUAUAUUAUUUCCUCAUGCCUGUAUUGGAACCUUAUGGGAAUGGAAGCAUUUGAAGUAUUAAGUAAUUUUCUCCUACUGAUACUGUUAUCCUAAACUUAAUAAAAGAUUGCCUUGCCAUUCCAGCUGAUUUCAGUCAAGUUGGCAAAAUGAGGCAAAUCUCAGCAGCCAAUGUCGUCUUUCAUGGUUAAGCAAUUUUCCUAUUUAUUUUCAGUUACGCAAUUCUAUUGAUAACAUUAGCCUUCAAGUACCCUGAACAGGUCUUUAUAAUCUUCUCAAUACUCUGCACUCCCUAAAUUCCAGUCAUGGUCAGGGCAAGAGAUCUGAUCAUGAUUUUCUUUUCCUCUCACCCUCAUUAAUUUUUCAUGUGGGGUGGAGAAGGAACUAGGUUGGAGGAUUUUCCAAUCAUAUUCUCCUGCUAGGCUUAGCUAACUUAGGAAAGCUGACCAUGUGUAAUUUAUUACACAUUACCCACAGGUUACACCUAACAAUUCAGCUAAUUAACAAUUUUCAAUAAAAUAGGUUAUACCAUCUUUCAGAAAAUAGCCUUAUUUUCAAGAGAUCAUUUUAAGUAUCUUUUAUACAUAAUCAUGAAUAGAUCCCAUUCAAUAAUAUUUAUGGAAGUCAAUUAGUUUUGACACUGAAAUAUCAAGGACUCAAACUUUGAUAGGGAGAAUUUCAGUUGCCUAGUUUUCUUGUAUGUAUAAA